Messenger RNA from Styela clava, 1591 nucleotides. RefSeq lists its product as uncharacterized. Lineage: Eukaryota; Metazoa; Chordata; Ascidiacea; Stolidobranchia; Styelidae. Gene Ontology annotation, cellular component: Ndc80 complex; kinetochore. The record is from RefSeq and is a predicted model, not a curated record.
AUUCAGUUUUAAAAUAUUAAUAUUUCGAUACAAAGCGAUGGUGAUGCCGGAUAUGACAAAUUUUGUUAUUCCUGUUUUGGAAUUGGAGGAAAUUAUCAAUUGCCUGAGAGAGGGUGUGUUGGGUGAAAUUGCAAUGGACAUUCUGCCUGAACAUUUAAAGAACCCCACGCCUGCUGUCAUGAUGCAGCUCUGCCUAAGCAUGCUAAACAAAAUGGGAAUUGAAAUCAGCACCCUAUGCCAACCAAGAUUGAGUAGUUCGAUGGUGUUGAAGCAUCCUGACACAUAUACAAACACUUUCAAACUUAUACAUAUUUUCAUCAUUAUAAAGAAGACUGUUCCUCUUUUUGGUAACCAGUUAGCUCUAACGGAUUUAACUACACCACGAUGGAAGAAAGUGGAGAAAUUUGUUUCUGCUUGCAUUAAUUAUUUCAAGUCUUGGGAUGGUAAUAAUGAAGUAUGGGAGGAGAUAUAUUCGGCCAGUGCUGCAGCUGAAGAUGAAUACAGGGUACUUACAGAAGAAACGUCCUGUAAUGAAGAUAAAAUUUCGGAAUUGAAAUCGUAUAAUGAAGAACAUAGGCCAAAGAGACAAGAGUUAGGAGAAAAAAAUGCAAAACUUGAAUUAGAAGUUGAAGAAUGCCACAAACGCAAAGCAGAAAAAGAAUUAGUGAAAGAUUCACUGAAAAAACAAUAUUCAGAAGUAGCGACUUUUUACGACAAAAAAGCGAAAUACAUAGAUAAAUUGAAAGAAGAGAAAGAAGAUCUUCUCACAAAAGUUGUUUCAAGCCCAAAACGUCACAUGGAGAGAAAACAGGCUAUUUCACAGAAGGUUAAAAUAUCAGAAGAAAAACAGAUCGAGGCACAAGAGAGGUUACGAGAGGCUGAAAGAGUAAUAUCUGUAAUGGAAACGAUGGCACAAACUGUAGCUGAUGCUGUUCAGACAGCUAAAGAUAAUAAAAAUUUGAAGGAAAAUAAAAAGAAAAUUGAAUCAGAGAAGCAGGCCCAGUCAUAUGAAAUUGACAAUAACAAGUUAGCAGUAAUGGAAGAUACUCAGGAGUUUACCCAUUUGAAACAACAGUCUGCAACACUGCGUGAAAAAAUGUCUCGUAUGGCAUUGAGAGCUAAGCAGAGAAACAGUGAAUACACAAGCACUAUGACGAACCUAGCAAGAGAAAAAGAGACCUUGCGAUCACAAGCUGGUGAAAUACAUGAAGAAGUUAUUAAGGAAGAAGCUGAGAUCAGAUCGUUGCGCAAUAAGUUUAAGGAGGUUGCAUCAAAUCAUGAAAAAGUUGUGAAAGAUAUCUCGGAUAAAAAACAGGGGCUUAUAAGCGCGAUAGAUUCAUAUUCGAUGAGAGUGGCGAAACAGCUUGUCAAUUGCAAAGUGAAUCACAUCAUGAAGGAAAUGGAUAACUCCUGAUCGUGCCUUACACACACCUAACUUAUGGCAGCUCACUUUACUAGCUCACUUGCUAUUUUGGAAGUAUUAUAUAUUUUAUUUCUGGUUUUCCUCGAACAUUCAGUUUUAUUCAAUAUUUUCAUGCGUCCUGAUUGUUGGUAACGAAUAGUCUAUAAUUACAGUUGAGAAUUCAGUGUG